AUGACGUUUCGUCCCGGGAUAACGACAGUGCUCGCGUUGAGGACGGAGGGGAUCCUGCGACGCGACAGUGUCGACGUUCUCCCGGAUCACCUGUGGAGAGCAGUAACAGCCGCGGAUGACGAGCGCGGCCUCGGCUCUCGGCAGAGGAAGAGAGUGGAGACGUCACGUGGGGAGACGCGACCAGCAAUAGCCGCUCCGCCGCCGAUCACACAACAUUAACAUCGCUAGCUACCACGAGCUAACCUGGCUAGCUGCGAGGGGGUCGCCUUCCGAUUCGUCAAUAGAUUCGGAAUUUGCGAGUCCGACGGGAAACAAAAGCCCCCCCCCGCCCCCCCCGGGCAACACAGACGGCACGAAACGGGACGCACGUUACGGCCACGGGCGUUUUCCUUUUUUUUUUUUUUAUCGUGGCCGCGUCUCUCAUCCAGCUGGCAGGCUAUUUUUGGCUAGCUAGCGAAAGCCAGCGAUAGCGGACUCCUGCCUUUUGGCUAGCGUCGGGCUAGCCAGCUAGCUUAGCUAGCUAGCUGCUAACGUCGCUAACGGUGGUUGGCUAGCUAGCUAGCUGCUAACUCGCGUCAUGGACGAACUAGUCGUGGAAGUGAGGGGCACAAGCGGGGCCUUUUACAAGGCCUUUGUGAAGGACGUUCAUGAUGGAUCGGUCACUGUGGCAUUUGAAAACAACUGGCAGCCGGAGCGUCAGAUCCCUUUUCAGGAUGUGCGAUUUCCUCCACCGACGGGGUUCUGCAAGGAGAUAAACGAGAGCGAUGAGGUCGAGGUAUAUUCCAGGGCCAAUGACAAGGAGCCAUGUGGAUGGUGGCUGGCUAAGGUUCGCAUGGUCAAAGGAGAGUUCUACGUAAUAGAGUACGCCGCGUGUGAUGCCACGUUAAAUGAGAUUGUGACACUGGAGCGGUUACGGCCAGUCAACCCGAAUAAACCAGCCACGAAAGCCACCUUCAUCAAGAUCAGACUGGACGUACCCGAGGAUCUACGGCAGAUGUGCUCCAAGGAAUCGGCCCACAAAGACUUUAAGAAGGCUGUGGGAGGGUUCACCGUCACCUACGACUCAGAGAAAAAGCAGCUGGUCGUCUUGUCCGUGAACGAGGUCACAACCAAGCGGGCGAACAUGAUGAGCGACAUGCACUUCAGGAGCCUCCGCACCAAACUGUCUCUCAUGCAGCGGAAUGAAGAGGCCAGCCGACAACUGGAGAGUUCCCGACAGCUUGCGUCACGGUUUCAUGAACAGUUUGUGGUCCGGGAUGAUCUGAUGGGUCUUGCCAUCGGGACUCACGGGGCCAACAUCCAGCAAGCUCGCAAAGUCCCCGGAGUCACUAAUAUAGACCUGGACGAAGAGACGUGCACCUUUCACAUAUACGGAGAGGACCACGAGGCAGUCCGCCUAGCAAGGGCUUUCCUGGAGUUCUCUGAAGACGUCAUCAAAGUUCCCCGGAACUUAGUAGGGAAGGUGAUUGGCAAGAAUGGUAAACUGAUCCAGGAGGUGGUUGAUAAGUCCGGUGUGGUGCGGGUUCGGAUUGAGCCUGAAAAUGACAAAAAGCAGCAGCAGCAGCAGCAGCAGCAGCAGCAGCAGCAGCCGCCAGUGGCGGCGGCGGCGGCCGCAGCGGCCGCAGCAGCAGCAGCAGCAGCAGGAGGAGCAGACGAGGGACUGGUGCCAUUUGUAUUUGUGGGGACCAAGGAGAGCAUCUCCAAUGCCACAGUACUGCUGGACUACCAUCUUAACUAUCUGAAGGAGGUGGAUCAGCUUCGUCUGGAGCGUCUCCAGAUUGACGAGCAGCUGAGGCAGAUCGGAGGGGGAGGUGGAGGGGGAGGAACGGGACCCCGAAACCUUAAAGACAAAACCUACGUGUUUGACAACGGCAUGGGGCUGGGGAUGGGCAGAGGAGCCGGAGGAGGGAAGCCCUACGCAGGAGGGGGAGGAAGAGGGGGACGUGGGCGAAGAGGAGGAGGCACAGCUUUCGCCUCAGGCACCAACUCGGAAGCGUCCAACGCUUCGGAGACCGAGUCCGACCACAGGGACGAGCUCAGCGACUGGUCGCUGGCCCCCGCCGAGGAGCUGAUGACCGGGGGUGGGACCCUACCCAGACGGACAGAUGGGAGGAAGAGACCGGGUGGCGGAGGGCUGAGGGGACGAGGGGGGAGAGGACGAGGAGGAGGAGGGUAUAAAGGUGACGACAUGCAGUGGGGCGAGCCGAGACCUCGUCAUAUCAGAGACCCCAAAACUAGAGCCCAGGAAGACAGCUUACAGAUCCGCGUGGACGGUAACAACGAGCGUAGCGUGCAGCACUCGUCUGGGGGUCGAGGAGGAGGAGGAGGGCCUUCCUCGUCCCAGGGCAGUGUUGGCGACGGCCCGGUCCGUCAUCAUCAUCAGAGGUCCAUCAGAGACCGAGGGAUGAAGAAGGACAAACAGGACGCUCCCCCGCUGGUGAACGGAGUGUCGUAGAUACACCACUGGAGGACCUUCUCAUUUAGACGCGCACACACAUACGUACAUACUUACACAGACACACACACACACAGAGACACAUUCAGAAACACACACAGGCAUCUGGUCAUAAACCAUUUUAGGGUCUCCGUCUCUCUCUGUUUCUUUUCUUUCUCUGUCUCUGUCAAACACAUGAAUACACAUAUUUCAUCAGUUUACCGUAGUGAAGUCGUAGACCUGAGGUCACCUGGUGUCUGCUGGUCUGCUCUGCUGAGGUCUGGUCUGCGAGGUUACUGGUCCAGGGCUCUUCUUGGCUGGUAUUGUAUCUUGCGUUCUUUUGUAGAGGGACGAAUAAAAAUAAUCCUUACUUUGUUGUACAAAAAGAGGAGGGAUUUGACUAAAGCUCAUCUCUUACUACAGAGGCAUUAACCCCAAACAUUCCUCCCCAUCAGUACCAAAUAUUUGUUAUGGUUUGUUUUUGUCACUGGCCUUUUUCAAAUUGCUCACAAGAAAAGAAAAAAAUUACAGAAAAAUGUGGAAUUACUGCCAUGUCAGAGGGCAGUGAAACGUGUGCACCUUCACUUCUUAGAUUUGUUUGACUGAAACGGGGACAUGUACAGGACUCUGCAGCACGGAGGAGGUGACCUCUCUGUUUUGUACAGUGCAGGUCGAAAAACCACUUUUUUCUCCAAAAGUCCAACAGAUCAGUCACAAAUUUAUAAUAUAACCACAUUGAUUGAAAAAGUCCAAGUGUCUUUUAGGUAUGCUUCCAGAGAGACUUGAUAAUGAACUAAUGAAUUAUUAAUUUACGAAGGACGGGGCAGAUGUACCAAACUUCAGUCAGCAGUGAAGGAUUUCCCAGUCUCAUCAUUUAAGUCAUCCGUCUUUUUGUUUUCUUUGGCCUUCAUAAUGUGAAAUCCCUUCGUUCUCCUCAACUAUUCUGACCAAGCACGAAUUCAAAAAAAGUACAAUGCAGGACGUAUCAAUGGCGAAAAAUAAAUCUGAGGCACUUUGAUCCAAACGAACAGUUAAAAAGCUUUAACUGAAGCGAAGGGAGACGGGAAAGUCUUCAGCAGGUGAUUAACUGCUGUCCAACCCCCAAACACACCUACAGUAACAACAGUGAAUAGCAAAGUCCAUCACAAAAAAUGCUGCAAUAAAGGAUCGUAAAAUUCAACAUGCGACGUCCAGAAACGCAGAUAAAAACCAGUAGGUUCACAGUGUUAUACGGUUAUAGAAUAAAUAAUAAUAACUCCUCCUGACUAAAACCCUUGAGAUAUACAGAGGCCAAACUGUUGUGACCCAUCAGGCUCUGGGCAACAUGUCUGCCGUCAACAAAAGUCAGCAUCUUUGCACCAGACUAAUAAAAGCCUUUCCAACAUCGACAAUGGAAUAUUUUAUGGAGAGGGCUUAGUCCACAACAUAUACAUAUUGAUUUUAUUGUUCUUUUCCCCCACUUACACCUAACAAAGCGGUCAGGAGCAGGAUGCCAGUUAAAUAAGUGCAGCAACAGACAAACGGGAUUAAGGCAGCGACGUCAUUAACGUAGAAAAUCACGUCACCUGAUCACGUGAGAGCUUUUCUUUAAUUUAUGAAAACCUUUGUAUUUAACUUUUUUUGUUUCGCAGUAACUGUUUUUCGAGUAUUAGCGUAGAGGGAACAAGUUAUUGUGAGUAAUGCCUUGAUAUAAUUAAAAAAAACGUGGUUUAAGUUGAAUUCUACAUGCUUUUCCGACUUAUUCUGAGCCCACCCGUCUGUCUUAAUCUAAAUUUAUAGAUAUUCCAUUGGCUACGUUUUGUAAAUGGUAGGGUGCAAGGGAAUCUUGCUUCUAAAAGACUUUUGUUUCCGGUACGACAAAUUCCGGGGCACUGUAAUCACAACGUGCAGUUCAUCACUGUGACCCAUCUACCAUUCUACCAUACGAGUCUUUUUAAAUCAUUUUUAUUUUAUAAAUCUUUGUGCCUUGAAUUUAUGCUCCUCCAUUUUUGUCAAUUUGGCCCAUUCUAAAAAUAGCACCUGGCUUCCCCGGAUAGAUCAAAGCUUCUGUAAUACAACUACCGUGUUAUAGUUUUUUAUGUUAUCUCUGUUGGAUGAUUCAUGCCACGACUCUGUAUGAAUGUCAUAGAAGUCUUUUGGGGGAGAAGUAAAUGGCAUGAGAUCACUUUGACAGAUUCCCGCCAAUGCGUUUUGUCCCAGACGAUGUCACGGGGUGUUAGAGCUCUUUGACAUAGACCCGAACAACAACUGGGCAAUCGUCUCAACAAAGAGCUUAAAAGUGACUUUUCUUACCCGUGCAGGUUUCCAGACCUCAAAUUAACAUCAGACAAAGAGUAUUGAGUUUGCGCUCUCAUCUGACGUCAUAAAUAUUCUGCAUGGAAGGAUCCUUGCUAACAUUACCGCCCUUCAAAAUAACUACAGUUUAGGUUACACAAAAGCCUUCACCGAUCAUUUACACUCUGUUCACCCAAAUUGUAUCCCAAAUUCAACAACAAUGACAACAAUGGGCUAGCGUAGAAGGUAUUUGUAGACUCGUGAAUGCAAAGAAGAUUCAUGGUGACAUUUGUUUGGGUAUUUUUGGAAACCAAACUGUUGAAAUGUGAGAAAGUCUCUGUAAAGCAAAAGCAAAAACAAACAAAAAAGUUAAGGUUUCUCUGUGUUUCCGCGGGGGCUUCUCGACGUUUCACGAUGUACUACAUCAAAUUACUGUAAUCCCUAAAUAAAUUUAGAUCUCCCAUUCCUGUAGCCGUGGAAUUGUUCAGGAAGGAUCUUGGAUCUAGCUCACAAAUUGAAUUCAGCCUCCCUCAUGGCGCUGCCCUUAUAGGAAUAGUUUGACAUUCGGGGAAACAUUUAUUGCGUUAUUCCAUGAGAAGACGAAACAAAGAGCAUGGCAAAUAACAGAAGCCUGUCGUCUUUCAUGCGUAAGAAAGGCCGUGAAUGCUCAGAGAAACCUUAAAUGUGCCUUUCAAAUUGUGGCUAGUAAUCACAACCUAGACUUGUAAAUCAGGGAUGAUGAGAGACACCGACCAGAUGGGUAAAGAUGGCGAUUUUCUAAGUGACGUGAUUGAUUCAUUCACUCGAUUCAACUCGUGCAACGAACUACGUCGUGUGUGUGUUUCAUGCACUCAAAUACGACCGGUGACAGGAGGUGACGCCUCAGAGCAUUGUGGAGUUUCAUUUUGAUUUACCAACGCGUGGCUGAUGAGCUUGUGAAAGUGAGGGCGAUGGUCGGGGUGAAGGUGAAUCAGCACCAUCACAGAAUAUGAGUAAAUCCAUUGAGAUACACAUACUUGACGAACUUUACCAGGUCGCCCGCCGCUGACCUCUGGCGGCACACAUAACCACAUUGCACCUAAAUGGUCGCAGUCUCCGCCUGCAGUGCUGACAAUUUUUUGUGAGCUCCCUUCUAAACCCCAAGGGCGAGUUGCUCAUUGUAUAGGGAGACUUUGGCUCACCAGGAAACUGCCGUCUUUUACCACCUGGUCCCUUUUGAAACACUUAUCGUGUUGUACCCUUGUACAGUCGACGGACAUAAGCCUGUAGCUUAUGACCUGGUUCAAUUGAUCUGCGAAAUGGAUUCAGUUGCUUUUGUCAUGUUCUCGUCCUCCACUGGCUUCUUUGGAACCUUUGGCCCCGUUUGAAAGUUAGACCCCCCCCCCCCAACAUGUAAUCUUGAGAUGCGAAAAUGGUGCGACCCCAGUGUAACUAUUCCCUCUCCGCUUCCCGGAAAGUAAAUGAAGUAAGGACAGGAACUGAAAAAAAGGGUUUUCAGAGAUUGAGCCAGGUCUUUUUCUAUUUCAGAGAUUAGCGAACCUUCCUAGUCUUGCGAUGCAUGCACAUCUUUUAAUAUGGAUUUUGGAGAUAUUCAGUAGCUUUGAACACAAAAAAAACAACAAAAAAAGACAUACAUCAGUUUAGUUUUUUUUAGUCAGUGUUUCUUUGUCUCUUUGUUCCUCGACAUAAGACUGGCUGGAGUCGGGGAGCAUCCGGUGAUGACCAACGUCUUCUGACAAACCACCAGCUCAGAGUCAGGGGGCACAUGGGAACAUUUAAUCUUUUAGAAAACGUCUCAAGAAACGGUUGAAACACGCGUAAGGAAUCAAGAAACAGGCUUUUUUUCUUUCUUUUUUUCUGAAGUAUUGUUGGUGUCAGUUUCUCUAUCACUAAUCUGUUCUGACUUCUGCUUUCACUCGUUUACACUGCAGCCAUGUCGCAUUUUUACCUAGUACGCAUUUUCUGCAGUGCAUCAGCAAACGGUUCAAGUGAACGUCGCCUCUAUAUUGUCAAUAGAGAAUCAACAGUAUGGAGUUGCUUUGUAUUGUUAAAAACAAAACUAAAAAAACAUACGACAAAAGAAGGGAGGGUGUUAUACUGUAUAUACUGAUGUCAUUAUUUGUCUGAGAAAAUAUUUGUACAAUUGAUUCAAAUGUGCACUUAUCCUGAUAUCUUCUUUUUUUUUUGCUGUUUAAUAUCAGUUGAAUGCUAGACCUCUUGAUAAUAAACUUAAUGAUGUGUGGAAAAAAUA
Molecule: messenger RNA, 6959 nt
Organism: Scophthalmus maximus (turbot)
Lineage: Eukaryota; Metazoa; Chordata; Actinopteri; Pleuronectiformes; Scophthalmidae
Gene: fmr1
Product: FMRP translational regulator 1
Exons: 15
Coding region: 578-2455 (625 amino acids)
Biological process (GO): positive regulation of protein phosphorylation; regulation of filopodium assembly; DNA damage response
Cellular component (GO): neuronal cell body; dendritic spine neck; growth cone
Molecular function (GO): translation regulator activity; mRNA 3'-UTR binding; protein homodimerization activity
Source: RefSeq, a predicted model, not a curated record